Messenger RNA from Acromyrmex echinatior (Panamanian leafcutter ant), 780 nucleotides. RefSeq lists its product as uncharacterized. The record is from RefSeq and is a predicted model, not a curated record. Lineage: Eukaryota; Metazoa; Arthropoda; Insecta; Hymenoptera; Formicidae.
AUGAAAAAGAGAUCCAGCGAAAAGAGAAAAAUUAGCUCCGAGAGUCAUCGACUCAUCGAGGAAUUGUACGUUCCGGCGAAAAAAAAUUUUCCACAAAUACGCGUCAUAGUUCGAGGAUAUGACGAUCUAUGGCAGGCUGAUAUCGUCGAGAUGCGUCCGUACUCGAACUUCAACAGAGGCCAGCACUACAUACUCACCAUCAUCGAUGUGUUGAGCAAGUACGCAUGGGUCGUACCGCUCAAGAGUAAGAGUGAAAACGAGACAGCUGAUGCUGUUGUUGAGAUAAUUCGAGCAAGUGGAAGAUGUCCUAAAAAUUUACAAACGAAUAUGGAGAAGGACGUCGGUAGUCUAGCGGUUCAAUCGUACACUCAAAAGCGAUAUGUGGAAGAUGUUUACACUCAACGGCAAUUACAAGUGGAUCGACGAGCUGCCGCGUCUCGUAUCAGAUUACAUCGCACUAUCGGCAUGUGGUCCACCGACGUAACUCCCGCGAUCGCCGAAAGUCUCUUGGAUACGAUGUACAGCGUGAUAAAAAUCGCUGAUCCAGCAAAAUUCAAAGUGGGCGAUUCGGUACGCGUGUACAAGACGAUUUUUGAGAAGGGUUAUACGCCAAAUUGCACCACUGAAGUAUUUACGAUCGUUAAGAUGCAGCGUACCAAUCCCGUAACUUAUCUACUCGAGGACUAUCGCAGAAAAUCCGUCGCUGGUGCAUUCUACGAGCACAAGUUACAUCGCGCUACUCAUCCGGACGUGUAUCUCGUGGAGAAAGUACUGCGCUAG